GUAUCUCAUAUACUUGCUGGUGUAUUUCAUGAUCUUUACACCAAAGAAGUAAUGAGCAAAGAAACAGUGAAUAACUUGACAGUUUCAGGUGAUGGAAGUACAAAGUUUCACAAGAAGUGCAUGAAUCAGCUGCAUCAGGUGCACUUAGACCAUAAAAAAAAACUGGAGGAAUUUAAUGCUGUUGAACGUCAAAUUAUGCAGGCUCGAGCUCAAGCUGUAACAGCUGAUGAGCGUGCAUUGAAUAAGUUGUCUUCACCAGUGGGUUGUGAAACUUAUGAAAAGCUGGGUCUUCCUUCAGUUCCUUCAAACUUCCAGUGGUGUUUGGAUGAAAGUACAAUAAAGAAACAUAAACUACUUGUACCAACAGACUUUUUUGGGUCGCAUCGUCAAUCUGGAGAAUCGCCAAAACGACGAAAAACUCCUCACUUCUCUCUUCCAACUGUUUCAUCAUCGCUUCACAUUCUCAACGAACCUGUAGAUGAUGGUUAUACUGAUUUAAAAGAAGAAAAAAGUAAUAUGGUCUUAUUGGAAGAGCAAUCCUUGACCACUCUUUCAAGCGAUUCUGCUGAGCUCGUCAGUAUUCCUCCUCAACAAAAGAUCAAAUCCAAGAAGAAAAAGUCGAAGCAAGAUAAGUGGAGGGAGGAGAUGAAUCAUGGAGCACGGAUUGAAGAGCGGAGCUUGUUGGCUCGACUUGAUGAAAGGCACAACUUCUUAAAAAAUCCUCGUUUUAUUCCAUUGGAUGAAAGUAGUGGUGGAAAGUUGCUUACAAAGAUUCAUCCAAAACAAGUUGUUGUUAAAGCUGGAAGAGAAAUCACACAAGACGUAGCUAGUGCUGAGUGCAUACAAGUCUUUGCCUCUAAUCCAGGUGUUGUUCAAUUCAAUGAAUGGAUUGUGGGUCGUGUGUAUGAGGUUAACUUGGAACUUCGUAAUAUAAGCACUGUUAGCAGACAGUUAAGAGUACUUCCUCCAAAAUCUUCGUAUUUUUCGCUUGGUUUGGGUAAAUUCCCGGGCCAACACGGUGUAGUUGCCCCAGGGAUGUGCGCUCAAUACAGUGUACGUUAUAUGCCUGAUGCAUUAGCAGAUGCAGACGAUCACUUAGAGGUUAUUUCUCAAUCAGAAGAACCGCUUAUUGUUCCCAUUAAAGCUCACAGAAUACCACCGGUUUUAGUUGUGUCAAAAACCAUAGAUUGUGGUUUUUGUUUGGUUGGUGGUGUGAAGGUAGUUGACUUACCACUCAAAAAUAUUGGCGGCAACGGACGUUUCUGUAUUUUAAAAUCAACUUCAUGGCCAGCUGCCAACUUUAAGACUGUAGUUAACCCAAGUUGUCUUGAUCUUGGGGUGUUUCAAAUUCGUCCAGCAGUAUUUGAGGUAUUAGCAAGUCAAGUCACCACACUGGAACUUCUAUUUUCCCCACAACAAGCAACUACUUAUAAAGAAGAACUUGUCAUAGUGUGUGACAACUGUCAAGUACAGUAUGUGACAAUUCAAGGUCAUGGUGAGUCAGCAGCUGUUGAAUUAGUCAGCGUCUCCAACAACGAGGAGGAAGUUGAAGUUGUUGGUGAAAUAACGGAUCGAACGGCUGAUCACCUGAUUCGAUUCCCACCCCUCAAUCCACAUUCAUACUUCAUGAGACAAAUCAUCGUCCAUAACUCAACGAACGUAGAGAUGCCAUACACGUGGCAUAUCUUGAAACCAAACCUUUCUCCUGGUUUGGAAAGUCUGUCUUCUUCAAAAUCGAGCGAUGUUGAAAAGUUGGAUUUUUUUCCUGACCCGGAAUCUUGUUUUUACAUCGAACCAAGGAGUGGAUUUUUUCAACCAAAUGCAAUCCAUGAGUUUGUGUUAACAUUCGCACCAGACAAAGUUGGGAAUUACAACAACACCCUUCACCUUGUGUUAAGUGAUAUACCUGAGUCGCAAAAUAUUGAUGAACCAACAUCAGCGGGUGGUGUUAAACCAAAUAUAAAACGACUUGCGAGUGAAAACGCUGUUGAUGAUAAAUUAAACGUCAACAAACCUGAAUCAAACAACCAUGCAAGAGCUGCAAUUCAGGGAAAACAGAUUUCCAACAGUUUACCAGCAUUAAGUGAAGUUAUUGCCAUGGAAAUUGAAACCAAGGCCUCUUGUGUUCCUUACUCCGUUGUUUUACAUCCACCUGCUGUGAUAAUGCCAGGCAGCAUAUUGGUUGGAACAACAGUAAAAAGACCGCUGCAAAUGGCCAAUUACAGUUUGGCUCCAAUCAAUUUCAAAUGGGAUUGUGUGACAAGCCCAAACAUAGUUGAAGUUGAACCAGCUAUUGGUAUGAUCAACCCUGGAGAUGUAGCUCAACUACAAGUUACAGUGACUGGUUUGAACCCAGGCUUACUGUCUUGUAAUGUACUUUGCAACAUACAACAUCAAUCUAACCCAAUUUCAAUUGUGGUUUCUUCACAAAUUAGGGGACCUAAUGUUGUCAUAGAUAACGUUUCAAUUGAUUUUGGAUUAAUCAAAGUUGGAUCAAAAGCAACACAGAAGUUGUAUAUUCGAAACACAACUCAACUAAAUGCAUCUUGGAAACUAAACAAAUCAUUAGUUGACAGUAAAGCCAUUGGAAUCACCCCAUCAAGUGGUGAGCUACCAUCUCUAGCAAAGCAAGAGGUCACCGUGACCUUUAACCCUAUGACCCCAAGUUCGCUAAACACAACAAUCACCCUUGAUGUGGAAGGGGGUGAAAGUUCAAGUGUUGCCGUCAAAUCUGAGGUUCAAAACACACAGGUUUGCUUUGAAGAAUGCCUGGUUGUCUUAAAAGAAACAUUUGUAUCGGUUCCACAAACAAGUUCUGUUGUACUUCUCAAUCAAACUUUGUUCCCAACCAAGUUUUCCUUCCAAGAGUUAAAGGGGAAACAGUCAGAGUUCUGUGAUGUCACAGUCUUCCCAAAUAAGGGCAUCCUUGGACCACAUGAAAGACUUGAACUGCAGGUCACUUUUCAAUGUAGAGAAGUUGUGGAAAUAAAUGAAGUUUAUCUUCCAUGCUACAUCGAAGAAAUGAAGAAUCCUAUAGUGUUGGGUUUCUACAGCAAUGUUAACGCACUAUCUGUGACUUACGCCACACCAUGCGCAAACUGUGAAGAUCUCAAGUUAGAUUUUGUUGAUGUUGAAGUAUCCAGUAUCCAAACAUUGCAAGUUGUUCUCACCAACCUUACAGCCAUUCGUGCCCCAUGGUCUGCUUAUGUAACUAACUUCUUUUACAAGCCCAGCGCACCCCACCCGCCACCACAGAACUUUAAAAGCGUCAAAUCGCGACGUGCAAUGUUGGGUCGAACUCCUAACUUGGCCGACCCACUUGCUAAAACUAAUGCACAAACAAUUGCAGAUAAAUGCAAGCGAGUUCUCAGCAGUGGACUUGGAGCAGCUUUCUUACUUGACCCACCAAGUGGUAAACUUGGUCCUUACCAGUCUCAAGUUAUCAACAUAUCAGCGUAUAACAAUAUGUGGGGGAAAUAUGAGGAUACUUUUGUUUGCGAUGUGGAAGGUUUAGAAUCGCAACUGAUUCCAAUCAGUAUGAAUGUGAUUGGUUGUCCACUCAAGUUCCAGAUAGCAAAUCAAAGUAACGAAGGGACAGUGUUGAGGUAUGGAACACAUCUUGAUGGGGAUGCUCCAGUUGCAAGGAAAGUCCGAAUCAAUAAUACAAGUUGUUGUGAUGUGAGAAUAGAUUGGCAAACCUUCAACUACCCUGAACCAUCUGAUCAUAAACUGGUUGAUCUGAACAUCUGGUUUGGUGAAGCUUUUCCAUCCAAACAACAAGAAACAAAACCUCAUACGUCGGAAACCAAUUGUUCCACUACGCCUGAGAAAAAUAAUUUGGUAAGAGUUCGUAUAGAAUCACAUGAUGGACAGAAAUCAAAUGUCCCGUUUCAUAUUGAACCUGACCAGAUUGUUAUACCAGCACAAAGCCAUAACUCGGUAUCAGUAAUGUUUCAACCAACUUUGGGUACAAACUGUGAUACUGUGAUGGAAAAAGCUUGGAAUUCAUUUGCACUUGGAUAUUUAACUAUAUGUUCCAACACUACAAAUAACAACACUGUGAUACGAGAAGAUAAAUAUGAUGUUGACCCCAUGAGAUUAGAGAUGACAUCAUUUGUCCGUAUCGGUCAAUUAUCUAUAGAAGCUGAUGAUGAUGAUGAUGAUUGUGACUUUAUUGUUCCCAUGCACCAACUACUCUGUGAUCGCAAUGAAAGAACUAAGUUGAGGUCAAUCUCACUGACCAACUUCACAGAGACUUGCCUCUCGUUCGGUCUUUCAUUGAAAUCUCCUUUCUUCUUCCGAUCUUCUGUGAUGUCACAAGAAUGCCAGAAUCUUGCAAGAAACAGAUUAAAUCCCCAAUCCAAUAUUAAGGUACAAGUCGGAUUUCGAGUGAUGGAAAAAUUCCUUGAAGAUUUGAAAACCAUUGAAAGUGGCCAGGAAGUAUCUGGUGUGCGUGUUUGCCAUGAUGACUUAACAGGUACCUCGAAGUUAGAAUACAAAGACGAGCUGACGAUACGUUACAAUAAUGGAGUUAAUCAAUGCUACCCUCUGCUUGCAUUUGUUCAUCUACCAAGUUUCAAUCUUAGUCAAGAUUCGAUCGAGUUUGGUGUCUGUUUUGUGGACCAGGAACAACUCUGUUACGUCACAAUUACCAAUCCAAGUUACUCGGAAUCACACUGGAGCGUUGAAGCAUUAGAACCCAUCGACCACAGCAAAGGGGAAGUGGUGAUUGAACCAACACAUGGAGUUCUAGAAGCUUCCGAAAGUUUCACCUCGAAAAACAAAACGAAGUUGGCCGUUCGUUUUAUUCCAAGAUCCGAAUCCAACUUCGAAUACAACUUCAUGUUUAAAGGAAAACUACACGAAGAAUUUCGUUUCCUUAAAGUAAAAGCAUCCGGUUCGUACGAUGGACAAUUUGAACGAAAGUUGUAAACUAACUUCUUCAAUAAGAGGACUGUGAACACCAUUAUUUAAUAUUUCUCACAAAUUUUAAAUUUCAUUAAACCUACUGCUGUGUUGUUUAUCAAGAAAUACACUGUGUUUCGUAA
Messenger RNA from Ciona intestinalis (vase tunicate), 5048 nucleotides. The record is from RefSeq and is a predicted model, not a curated record. Lineage: Eukaryota; Metazoa; Chordata; Ascidiacea; Phlebobranchia; Cionidae.